AUGUUUCGUGAACUCACAGAAUGUGUGCAAUAUUUGCACGAAAAGCAUAUCAUUCACAGAGACCUCAAACCCGAUAAUGUGUUGAUUUCAAUGGACUAUAAGAUAAAGUUAUGUGACUUUGGUUUGGCUAAAGAGUCCCAAAUUGUGAUCCGUUUCUUAUGUCUAAAGCCAAACAUACGGCAGAUGCGGGAACUGUUGACUAUAUGGCACCGGAAAAUAAAGUUAUGUGACUUUGGUUUGGCUAAAGAGGUCCUAAAUUGUGAUCCGUUUCUUAUGUCUAAAGCUAACCAUACGGCAGAUGUGGGAACUGUUGACUGUAUGGCACCGGAAAAUCGGAAAAUAUAAUAUAAAUAUAAAUAAAUGGAUGCAUAAAAUGAAUGCAUUAUUGGUGUCAAUGGCUGUCAAUAAGUAUCGCAAAAACGGUUCAACAGAUUGGAGGCAAAGACCCGAAUGUUCGCACAUUUUAUCACAAUUGCAGACAUUUAUGACAAAUAAACCAAUUAUUGGGGA
Oppiella nova is the source of this 510-nucleotide messenger RNA. NCBI's taxonomy places the organism in Eukaryota, Metazoa, Arthropoda, Arachnida, Sarcoptiformes, Oppiidae. The record is from the annotation of a GenBank genome assembly.